UUUGUUGCUGUUAUUAAACUAAAAACUAUAUUAAAAUGUCUCAAGAUCAAGGGGAAAAAUCAAAAUCAACCAUAAGUGAAGAAGCUUAUAAAGAAAUUGUAACAAAUGAAUUGGAACGCAUUGGAAUUGGUGGAAAAUUUGUAUGGUCCAUAUUUUUCCUCUGCGUAUUGCCAAAUAUUUUAAAUGGAUUUCAUGUCAACUCUUAUACUAUGAUUGGGCAUUUGCCAGACGAUCAAUGGUGUAGUAUAGAAGAUCUUAAGACAACAAAUUGGACAGUUGAUCAAAUACGCAGUAUUUCACAAAAGGAUUUGAAUACGAAAGGUUGCACAGUAUGGGAUUGGGAUUAUGGACAUUUGAGUAAGAUGACUUAUGACGAAGCCUAUAAUUAUACAUCUGGAAUGUCGGAAAUUAGUUUACCCGCCGAGGUUUCUUGCAAAGCAAAAGGUGGCUAUAAUUAUACAUCUCCCGAAAGUACAUUUGUAGCUGAUUGGGAUCUUGUGUGCGAACGUGCUGUAGAGCGUACUUCGGCCCAAGUUGUUAUAGCUCUUGGCAAGUUCUUUGGAUCCUUUUCGUUUGGUAUAUUUUCGGAUAAAUUUGGUCGUAAAUCAUCGUUUACUUUAGGUGCCACAUUUUUCGUUGUUUCCAGUUUCUUUUGUACAUUUUCUCCUUGGUAUUUCCUAUUUUUAAUUGGUCGUUUUGGUUUGGGUUCAGCUUCAUCUGGUCUAUUCUAUCCAGCAUUUGCUAUGAUUGUCGAAAACAUCUGUAUAAAACACCGUUCUUGGAUGUCUAUAGCCUUCUCAGCUUCAUAUCCUAUUGGUAUGAUUAUUUUGGCUGUUGCUGCUUACCUAGUCGAACCCUGGAGAUAUUUACAACUCACCUUAACCAUACCAGCUCUGUUGUUAAUUUUAAAUUGCUAUUUAAUGGAUGAAUCACCACGCUGGCUUAUAGCAAACAAACGUUAUGAUCGUGCCUAUAGAAUAUUGUUUAAGCAAAAAAGUCAUUAUGAGAUUGUUAAGACUGCCAUUGAAUCCCCCAUAACUUCUGAUAAGAAAAUCGAGGAACCUGUGAUGUCGAUUCCUUUGUGGCAAAAAAUAAAGGAUGGACCCUUAAAGCAAAUUAUUUCACUAUUUGCCACGUCCAAAGUACGCAAAUUAAUUUUAACUUCUUAUUUUAUGUUUUGUGUUACAUCCUUGUGUUAUUAUGUGACCGCUUUAAAUGCUUCAAAUUUAGCAGUAAGUCGUUUCCUAUAUGUGGGUAUAACUGGCCUAGUUGAUUUGCCGUCUUAUUUAGUACCUGUAGUUAUGUUACGUUUAACAGGACGUAGAAUAACAACAAUGUCAUUAUUCUUUUUAACUGGUAUCGCUUUACUAUUGGUCCUAGUAGUGCCAGAAGAUAAACCCAUCUGGAUUGUAUCAUUUGCUAUGCUGGGUCGUUUUGGCAUAAGUGCUACAUAUUCCGUUGUAACUUUGUAUACCGCUGAAUUGUAUCCGACUGAAAUACGUAGUUCAGCUUUGGGUACUUGUUCAACGUGGGCUCAUGUUGGUUCAAUUACAGCUCCUUAUGCUGUGGAUUUAUUGGGUCCUCUUGGUUGGUAUAUACCUACAACAAUAUGUGGAUGCUGCGUUUUAGUAGCUGGUAUACUCACUCUUACAUUACCUGAAACUGGUACGGGUAAACUAGUCGAUCGGGUGACUGAGGUUUCUUCCGAAUCCAAAGAACAGCAGAAUAAGGAAAAUGUGACAUCACUACCUGAAGAAGAGCAAAUUAAAAAAUAAUCUUAUUAUAUUGUUUUGUUUCUUGUUGUUGUUGUUACUAACACCAAUAGUAACAAUUAUUUGAUGUCUAUACUCUACAUUUCCUUUCAUUUAAAAUUAUAUUAUUAGAAAAUUACACAUUAGCUAAAAUGGCCUAAAAAUAUUAUUUAAUAAUGAAUACCUAUUACUUAGAUAUUAAAACUAUGUUCCGAUCAAAGAAUCAAAAAUUGUAAUUUAUUUUGUUAAUAAAUAUCCCUGUUACAAUUUAUUAUGUACGUAUGUAAUUUAAAA
Molecule: messenger RNA, 2045 nt
Organism: Calliphora vicina (urban bluebottle blowfly)
Lineage: Eukaryota; Metazoa; Arthropoda; Insecta; Diptera; Calliphoridae
Product: organic cation transporter protein
Exons: 9
Coding region: 36-1775 (579 amino acids)
Biological process (GO): transmembrane transport
Cellular component (GO): membrane
Molecular function (GO): transmembrane transporter activity
Source: RefSeq, a predicted model, not a curated record